UUGAAAUGUGUGCCGUACGUGUGCACGUUGCUUUUGCUGCUCGCUGUUCACGAAGUAGCAGUUUACGGCUCGGUUUUGUUCACGGUAUUAUUCGUUAAAGACCGAAGCUCUGUCGAAUAAACGCUUUUUAAAAUCCAUUACUGUUAUUAACCGUGCUAGGGGUAGUUUUAUACCGAUAUCUGAGGACUACGGUGACAAUCUCCGGAGAAAACAGUCUAUUCUGGUAGCUGCAGUCUGUCUGUGUGUUAACCAGAGUAGUUGGCUGAAGUACUCAUCAGCCGUAAACCAGCCGCUGUACUUGAGCUACAUCAGCAUUUGUUAUUUCUAGGGAAAUGCCAACGUGCUGGCUUGUUAGUGAAGAUGACAGACACAAACCCAUUCUGCUUCCUCACCAACAAGCUCUGAUUUUGGGUCGAGGCCCAGAAACUAAGAUUAAGGACCAGAAGUGCUCCAGAAAUCAAGUUGAACUGAGAGCUGAUUGCAACCGAGGAUUUGUCACUGUGAAGCAGUUAGGUACCAACCCUACAAGUGUGGAAAAUGUCGUUGUGGGUAAAGGCAAUCAGGUGCCUCUAAAGAAAGGACAGAAGCUCUGCAUGGUCAACCAGCUUUAUCCAUACACAGUACGGUUUACUGAAGAUACAUCCACAUUUGGUUCUACUGGAGAAGGAAACAAGCCAGUGAAAAGACCCUACCAGAAAGAUUCUCAUGGAGAUGAAAAAGAGAAAGAGAGUCCAGCCUUUAAAAUGUCAACACCAUCCCACACAGAACAAGCAUCAAACGGUGCAUCUGUGGCAGAAAAAGCAACACCACAAAAGGCAGAACCUGCAGGCCAUUGGAGUCAAGGUCUAAAAGUCUCAAUGCAGGACCCAAAGAUGCAGGUGUAUAAAGAUGAGAAGGUAGUGGUGAUCAAGGAUAAAUACCCAAAGGCACGGUAUCAUUGGCUGGUGCUGCCGUGGGAGUCGAUCUCGAGUCUGAAAGCUCUGAGGGCAGACCACUGUGAGCUACUAAAACACAUGCAGACAGUGGGGGACAGGAUGAUAAAGCAGUGCCCCGACGCCCAGAAACUGCGCUUCCGCCAAGGCUAUCAUGCCAUACCCAGUAUGAGUCAUAUUCACCUGCAUGUGAUAAGCCAAGACUUCGACUCUUCUUGUCUGAAGAACAAAAAACACUGGAAUUCAUUCACCACUGACUACUUCAUCGACUCUCAGGAAAUCAUUGCUAUGUUGGAGCGAGAUGGAAAAGUGAGCGUGAAAGAAGGCGUGGGUGAGCAGUUGAAGCUGCCGUUGCGUUGCCAUGUUUGCCGCAAAGAGCAAGCUACAAUACCGAAGCUGAAGGACCAUCUCAAAAUUCAUUUGCCUUCCUGAAACUUUCCCAAGCCAGUCAAAGUUCUGUUGAAAAGAAGAGACCUGCACUAUAUGUAGCUAUACAUAAAUAAUGGAGAGUUUUAAAGUAAUGUUUAUUUGCUUUAUAGAUAAAUGGUCCUGUACCUGUAAUACUCCAAUAAGGCAUUUAAGGGUUCCUAGUGUUUGGUUACAUUAGCAUUGUUGCUUAGUAUUCUGCUUUACAGUUUGUCAGUAUGUAUAUAAUUAGACCCUAACUGAAUUAAAAUGUUUUCAUUUACAAUUU
Messenger RNA from Colossoma macropomum (tambaqui), 1626 nucleotides. It is a transcript of the gene aptx, whose product is annotated as aprataxin. Lineage: Eukaryota; Metazoa; Chordata; Actinopteri; Characiformes; Serrasalmidae. Gene Ontology annotation, molecular function: protein binding; mismatched DNA binding; DNA 5'-adenosine monophosphate hydrolase activity. Gene Ontology annotation, cellular component: nucleus. Gene Ontology annotation, biological process: single strand break repair; double-strand break repair. The record is from RefSeq and is a predicted model, not a curated record. The transcript has 8 exons. The coding region runs from base 333 to 1364 and encodes 343 amino acids.